AUAUAUUUUUCCUGAUUAAAGUUAGCUUCUACAUUUUCAUAAAAUUUUUCAUAAAUUUUUCUUUCUCACUCUGUUUUGUAUUUUCAUUUCCACGCUGAUUCUCCGAAUCUGUUGACGCAGAGACAUCGACAAUUGAAACAUGCCAGCAUUCAGUCACAUCCAGCGGAAAGACAAAAGGAAAUUGCUAGGUCGUUGAAUUGAAACUCGUUGAUUUAGAAAAUGUUACCCCUCGCAUUUCCAUUUGCCAGCUCUUCUCUGUCCACCGAAACGAAAAUAUCUUAACAAUCCCGGCGAGUCGAGGCGACUACCCUCGCCCGGAGAUCUGCAUAUUUCUUUAAUCCCCCUUCCGGAAACGAGAAAACUCCUACGAUAAAGCUGUAGACGUUGCUUCAGGAUUAUGUAAACACCGACUGAACGAAUCAACUGAGAACAGAAUCGUGAUUGUUCGAUAGAACUCGAUACAAUUGAACGAUAAUAAGAAGAAGAAUAGAAAUCUUGAAGAACGCCUGAAAGCAUCUCAACUCACGGAAGGUGAUUGCGAGCACAUGGCCGAUCCUGGUGUCGUUUAAUGCAGCUGCGGUGCAAUUGUGAACCUGCAAACUUCUCAAUCGCGCGAAUGAAAUUUCUUUGACAAGAUCGAUCACCAGAUGCAAUUAAACGAAACUUCUUUCGCUAGCUCGUGGCCUGGAUCUUUUCAUGAAAGAAGUACACGAGAUAAAAACAGACGGAUGUUGGAAAAACGAAGAGGUGAAAAAUAAUAUCUGGAUCGUAGCGUGGAAAUAAAAGCAAAUAAAUUACCUGACGUACACCAGAAACGUAUGAAACAAGAGCGGGUAAAAAUUCAAAGGUUUGUAUAAAUUGAAUCCUUGAAAUUCGGACAAUUAAAAAUAGUUGAAAUUGCUAGGACGACUAAUUUGAGAAUAUGAAAAAAUUGUUCAACUAAUGUACGGAUUGCUCGUCUACAGGGGCUACUCCGUAGCGAAAAAGAGAAAGAAGGACCGAUUGCAGGUAGAAACGGAGCCGUUGAACGGGCUGCAGUAGCUGCAGGGCCGUCACCGCGGCGCCGGGCGUCGUUGUUAGUCGGUUGCGCGCGCGAUUCGGUGUCUGGCGUCUUCGCUCGAUAUUCGCUGCGGCAAAACCAGAUGGUUUCCGUUUCGUAGCGUCGAGGAAGCCCGCGGUUGUGGUGGGAGCAACCUCCGUUUUAUUUCUGUACCGGUGUCUGUCUGCACCGGGGCCAGGAAAGUCGCGAUCUCAGAGUCGCGCGAACGUCGCGUUCUCCACCGCGUUCCUCUCGUUCGCCAUCCGUCCUCGUUAACUAUUUUCUUCUUCCACGAUCCUGAUCCACCCCCGUCAUGGAGGACAGCUACGCGGUGCACAGGCGCCGGAAAGCCGCGGCCCGUAGGCGGGAGAAGACUCCAGACCCAUCGUCGAGGAACCAGCUGGUAGAGACCUCGGACGACGAGGAGGGCUCGAGACGCGCCAGAAUGGAGAAGAUGGCCGACGAGGCUGAACAAAUGGAGCAGCAGGAGAAAGAGAAGAAGUUGAAACCAGAAGUUGAAGCGGAGGAGAAGAAGUCUAACAAGAGGAUGAACGUGGAAGGAAAAGUUUCUCCUUCGAAAGAGGCACGCGAGAACGACGCUGAAGACGAGGCUGCGAGGUCGGCAAAGAAGGAAGCGGCGACGAAAUUAGACGAAGAGACGUCUAAGAAAGAUGAAAAGUAUCAGGACGCCAUACCUAGAUCGAAGGAAGUCGAUGCUGACGACGAACCAUCCUUGGAACCGAGGAAGGAGAGGAGAUUGAAGAAGAAGUCAAGGGAACGAAUAGAAAGGCAAGGUCAGUCGACUGACUCUAGCGAGCUGGACGAGAAGAUGGAGAAAUCAAGGCGAACGAAAUCACCGGAAGGCGGCAAACACCGUGCAAAGAAAUCUGCGAAAAGGAUCACUGGUGAAGAACACGCGAAGAAAGACACCGUCGAGCGACCUCCGCGGGAAAAGAAGGAAAAGAGUAAACGGAAGGCCGAAGAGACGGAGGAUCAGCCCCGAGAAAGAAGACCUUCUACGCGGCACAGUCAAACCGACGACACCGACGAAGACCCGAAGAUGAAAAAGAGCGAGUCUUUUCCUAAGCCCGACGAACCGGUCAUCAGAAGAUCCGCGUCGGAUAUAAAGAAGCAGAUUAUUCCAUUGAGCGACGACACUCUCAUAGAGGAUUUCGCCAAAGCUCAAAGGGAAUACAUGAAAAGAGAACACAGCAUUCUCGAUCCCGAUAACUAUGAAAUUUUCGAGGAUGCUCGAGAGGAAACGACGCUCAGACGAAGAAAAUUCAGCAUUCCCAGUAAAAGCGAGGAGGAAGAGGAGGUGCCCGUAGAGAAGCCGAAAGUAUCUGAAAAGAAAUCCUGGCUCUCCUGGCUACCCUUCUUCCGGAAGAAGAAAGAAGACAAAGAAGUUGAAGAGCAGAAAGUUGAAGAAAAACCGAAGAUUUCAUCGGAGAUGAAAUUCGUGGCGAAGCAAUUCGGUGAACCGGAAAAAGUUACCCUCCUGGACUUUCUGAGAGCCAUGAAGGACGUGGUUUCCGAGUUCAAGGCUUUCGUAGCCCAAAAUCCGAAAGAGGUUCGGGUGGUGAAAGGACUUCGCAAUCGUUGCAUGGCGGAGCUUUUGUUGGUGAUGAUCUAUUGUGGCCUCGGCGCGUUCGUCUUCCGGUUCACCGAGGGGGCAUUCGAGAGUUUCUACAAGUGCGGCGUGAAGAGGGUGAAACGCGAUUUCCUCGACAGCUUGUGGAACUACAGUCACAAUAUGAGGGAGGACGAUUGGAAGAGCAUGGCUCGCCGGAAGUUGAUGGAGUUCGAGGAACAAUUGCACACCGCCCACGAAGCUGGUUUGCACAGCUACAGCGGUCAAAGGAGCUGGAGCUUCCUGAACGCUGUCGUGUAUUGUUUAACCGUGAUCACCACUAUCGGAUACGGUCACAUUUCACCAAGUACCAACACAGGAAGGGCAAUUACGAUAGUUUACGCCAUCUUCGGGAUCCCGAUGUUUCUGAUAAUAUUGGCCGAUUUUGGUAAACUCUUCACACGCGGUAUCAAGUUCCUCUGGGCGUUCGUUCGAAGGCUGUAUUACACCGGAAGUUGCAGAAAAGUUCGUGGAACUGUACCUGUACAAGAGGUAAUGAAAGGGGUUCAAUUAGUAUACGACCUAGCAACGUUCAAGAGACCCUCUCAAAUCAAUCCAGAGGAUAUCGAGGAGAUACAGAAACAAGCUCAGCAAUCUCAGACAGUGCUGAAUUUAGAUGGAAACGUUCCUGAUACACCAGGAACGCCAGCUAUGUCCGCGUUCGCAAUUGACGACGAAUUCAAUCUACCGAUCUCGGUGGCCAUCUUCAUCCUCCUAGGUUACAUAUUCGUAGGCGCCGCCGUGUUCUGUCUGUCGGAGGGAUGGGGAUUCUUCGAGAGCUUCUACUUCGUCUUCAUCUCAAUGAGCACUAUCGGUUUCGGCGAUUACGUGCCAAAGGUGAUGCUAUCAGACUCGUUCAGGCAGGCUAGUCAGAAGAUCGGUGCAACGAUCGGUUUCGCCGUCGCCGAGGAGGAUGGAUCGGUGAAUCCAACAGUGCCUCCACCGGUCGAGAUCGCCGAUAUUCACGCCAGCGUGAAGGAAUCCAACAGCGACGAGAAAAUUGCACCCAAGGCUAAGCAAGAGGACGUCGAUUUGUAGAUGAUCCUCGAUUAUGAAAAUUUAUGAAAAUUUAUGAAAAAAACAAAAGCGUGCAUCAAUGUGGAAGAUCGCGAAUCUACGUUUGAAUUUCGACAAACCUUUUUUUUUUUUUGCAACCGUCUUCUCCAUCCUAUCAAUUGGAUGUAACGCGUUCAAUUGAGAUAUCCAAUUGGUGUGUAAACGGUUCGUCGAGUUUCUAAGCUCCUCAUGGGGACACGUGGGAAUCAUCUGCUAUGAAUUUUUAUGGUCCUCUUCACUGCUGGCUGCACCGUAGUCGCCACAGAUAUCGCACCCGAUGAAUUCCCCCGUGUCUGGUAUGAAACCACCUUUGGAGCAUCACCUGAAACAGAAAUUAUCCUUUGUCAGUGCAAAGCGAUGUUUAAGUCAAUUUAUUGUUAAACCAUAUAAGUGAGACUGCUCGCUGCGUUUCUUUAAUUAAUUGUUAUCAUUUGCGUUUCAUAAAAAGUCUGAGGAUUUAUAAUAUGAAUGUUCGAUCGUUAGUUUUGCUUCGAAUGCUAGAAUAUUAAAACGAUGAAAGCUUUAAAUUUCUUGACGAUCAAUGAUUUCAUUUAAUCAUUCAAAAAGUUUUCAGAUAAAAGUUUAUUAUUUUGUAAAUCGCAUAUGUACAAUCAACUAACACUGACAUAGAGGCUGUUUAAAUGAAAUCUUUCAACGAAUUACGAGAAUUGAAAGAAACUUCUUUAUAUCUGAGGAAUAAGAAAGAAAGUAUCACGAUAUUACAGCUGCUCUCGCCAAACUAUUGGGCCAGAUAAAAAUCUUGCGAUUUAUUUUUCGUAGUAUAAUGUCUAUCGACAAUAAACACGUUGAACUUCGUACUUUGUAUAUUUUAUAGAUUAUCGUGUCGUUAUUUUCUUUUUUUCCUCUUUUUUUUUUUUUUUUUUUCUUAAUAUUAUACAUAUGAAUGUUAUCUAAAAAUGUGUGAUCUUAUUGUUUAAACAAUCCUCCGGUUAUAUUCAAGGAAAACGAAUCAAAAAUUCUGCAUUAACAAACGUUCUUAUAAUUACUGUUUUUCGUUUACGAAUUUUUUUGGCUUUGCAAAAUUGUUUUUACUAUAAGUAUUACGUUUAGAAAGAAACAAUUUUUCAAAUACCUUUGAUAGCUCAAUCGAUAAAACAGUUGUUCAUGAAAAACCGGAGGAUGAAAAUAAAUUUUCGUAACACGAAGAGGAAGGAAACUUGUGCCUUUUUAAGAAUCAACUGUGUUAGCUACUUAUAUUUUAUCAGGUACGAUAAGAAAUUCCUGUAAUGCGAUUAAAUUACAAUUAUAGAAACAGAGCAAAGGAUACAUAUUAUGGCGUAUAAUCGUUGCUAUUUAAGCGGCAGAAAUAUACUUCUUCUUUCUUACGUUAAAAAGAAUUAAAAGAGAUAAAACAAGGUAUGGCAGAUCGCUUAGUAUCCUAUACACUGUCUUUGCAAUUUUAUUACACGUUACAACAUCACAUAGUAACAGUUUACUGUUAAUUAACUUUAUUUACAAAUAAAUGUUUAAGAUAUUA
This is a messenger RNA of Osmia lignaria (orchard mason bee), 5223 nucleotides long. RefSeq lists its product as uncharacterized. Gene Ontology annotation, molecular function: outward rectifier potassium channel activity; potassium ion leak channel activity. Gene Ontology annotation, cellular component: plasma membrane. NCBI's taxonomy places the organism in Eukaryota, Metazoa, Arthropoda, Insecta, Hymenoptera, Megachilidae. Gene Ontology annotation, biological process: stabilization of membrane potential; potassium ion transmembrane transport. The record is from RefSeq and is a predicted model, not a curated record.